This is a messenger RNA of Elaeis guineensis (African oil palm), 896 nucleotides long. RefSeq lists its product as uncharacterized. The record is from RefSeq and is a predicted model, not a curated record. Lineage: Eukaryota; Viridiplantae; Streptophyta; Magnoliopsida; Arecales; Arecaceae.
UCGGCCAGUAGAUCAGCUGCUCGAUUACGCUCUGACGGGGAAAAAGACAUGGGCCAGCGGCUCCAGCCAUGAAAACCACACGAUUGAGGCAAAAGAUCGAACACAGGAUCGGAAAAAGCUGGCCCACCAUGUAACGAGCCCGUUACCGCAUGUCCAAAAGAAACCUCGCCGCCUCGCCUUCCCCUCUGCUCGCACCAUGGCCGCUUCCGCAUCCACCUCCACCGUCCUCCUCCUGCCCCCGUUAUCCCCUCGCCCGACCAGCCGCGCCCUCACCUCUCGAUUUCACCGGUCGCCGUUGCUGCUACGGAGAAGCUUCCAGAAAGUUCGCGGUCCUUCCCGGUUGUCCCCCGUUGUCGUCGCCGCCCAGUCCAACUCUAACUUCUUCAGAGUCGUUCAGACAGCUUGGAGGAUUGGAAAAGAUGUCACUGAGGCAGGUACUAAGAUCGUGCCGGAUGUAGUUCCAAGACCUAUAGCAAGGAUUGGUGUAGCUGUUGUUGCUGGAACAGUUGCUCUUUUUCUAGUCAAAUCCUUUCUAUCCACCGCAUUCUUUGUAUUGGCCAUGAUGGGGUUUAUAUAUUUCGUCUUCAUCGCUUUGAACACGGAUGAAAGCUCCAGAGUGGAUGAAAGCUCCAGGGUGGAUGGAAGCACGAUGUCCACCGAAGAGGAUGCUUUGGAAGAAGCUAGACGAAUAAUGGAGAAGUACAAGUAGCUAACUAUAAAAAAUGUCGUUCUGUUAAACUUUUUUUAUUAGUUCUCUAGUAUUGAAUUACAGUCAACAGAGGAUGCAUGUACUGGAGACAAUUUAAAAUGAUCAAAGCAUUGUGUUUUAGAAAAAAAUUAUCAAAGAACACCAACAUUUUUUUGAUGAAUGGAAACAAUGACUUUGUUGGGAGAAA